GCGAGAACUGGGGACAGGAAGUCGCGUAUCUUAGCGUGGAUGCUAACGGUAAACUGUGAUAUUUAGCCACACCUCGCAGGUCCAUCUCCCACAAACAAGAAUGGAUAUAAGUUAACAAUGACUGGAGAGAAAAAGAAGAAAAAGCGGCUGAACCGCAGCAUUCUUCUAGCUAAGAAAAUCAUCAUUAAAGAUGGAGGCACUCCACAGGGGAUUGGAGAGCCCAGUGUCUACCAUGCUGUGGUGGUUAUCUUCCUGGAGUUCUUUGCCUGGGGACUGCUCACCACUCCCAUGCUUACGGUGUUACAUCAGACAUUCCCCCAGCACACAUUCCUGAUGAACGGACUUAUUCAUGGUGUCAAGGGCCUGCUGUCUUUCCUGAGUGCUCCAUUAAUCGGUGCUCUGUCAGAUGUGUGGGGCCGGAAGUCCUUCCUGCUGCUCACUGUGUUUUUCACCUGUGCUCCCAUCCCUCUCAUGAAGAUCAGCCCAUGGUGGUACUUUGCAGUGAUCUCCAUGUCUGGUGUGUUUGCGGUCACUUUCUCUGUGAUCUUUGCAUAUGUGGCCGAUAUCACCCAGGAGCAUGAGAGGAGCACAGCAUAUGGCCUGGUAUCGGCCACUUUUGCAGCCAGCCUGGUGACAAGCCCAGCGAUCGGUGCGUACCUGUCAGAGGCGUAUGGAGAUACAUUGGUGGUGAUCCUCGCCACGGCCAUUGCCCUGCUCGACAUCUGUUUUAUCCUGGUAGCGGUUCCUGAGUCCCUGCCUGAGAAGAUGAGACCGGCCUCCUGGGGGGCCCCCAUCUCCUGGGAGCAGGCAGACCCCUUUGCAUCCUUGCGUAAGGUGGGCCAGGACUCCACGGUUCUCCUGAUCUGCAUCACAGUCUUCCUUUCCUACCUUCCUGAGGCUGGACAGUAUUCCAGUUUCUUCCUGUAUCUCAGACAGGUCAUUGGAUUUACGUCAGAAACAGUUGCUGCCUUCAUUGCUGUGGUGGGAAUCCUGUCCAUCUUGGCUCAGACGGUUGUCCUAGGAAUCCUGAUGCGUUCCAUAGGGAAUAAGAACACUAUUUUGUUAGGCCUCGGCUUUCAAAUCCUACAGCUGGCCUGGUACGGCUUUGGCUCCCAGCCCUGGAUGAUGUGGGCCGCUGGAGCUGUUGCUGCCAUGUCCAGCAUCACCUUCCCAGCAAUCAGUGCCAUAGUGUCCCGCAACGCAGACCCUGACCAACAAGGUGUGGUGCAGGGGAUGAUCACAGGAAUUCGAGGACUAUGUAACGGCCUGGGUCCUGCGCUCUACGGCUUCGUCUUCUACCUGUUUCACGUGGAGCUCAGUGAAAUGGACCCCGCAGAGAGCCCAGAGAAGGGUGCCAAACCCAACAUGGCCAACCCCACAGAUGAGAGUGCCAUCAUCCCCGGCCCUCCUUUCCUGUUCGGAGCAUGCUCGGUUUUGCUGUCCCUUCUGGUUGCUCUCUUCAUCCCAGAGCACAAUGCUCUCAACAUGCGGCCCAGCAGCUACAAGAAGCACAACAACGGCGCGCAGAGCCACUUACACGGCUCUCAGGGCGGACCCUGCGAGGGAAAGGAGCCUCUGCUGGAGGACAGCAGCGUAUAACCCCACUGACGAGGGGGGCGGGCACGGACCCCAAACCCCCUCACAUCAACACCCCAACCUCCCCAGGCGCACAUGAGCAGUGCACCUUUUUACAGAAGAUGACAUCACCGCCCUCUCUUGUUCCCCUGCAGCUCGGCGAAGGCAGAACGAGCUGUGGGAACCGGUGCACGUAUUACAAGUGCGUAACUAGGCCAACGGGAGCUGACCUUGGCCUUGAAGAACAGGAAGUGGAGCGAAGGACAUUUUGCCUUGAGGGAAAUGCAAGCAGACACAGUUGUGUACUGAUACGGACUUGGUGAAGGUUUUCCUCAUUUUUACUGUUACAUAGGGGUUUUUUUGUGUGUCUUUUCUCUUAUUCAGAAUUUCAAUUGUUUAAAUGUUCCUUCCUUGUCCAAAGACCUGGUAACCGUAACAAUAGGGAACGUGUCUAUCGUGACGUUACAGGCUAACUUUUGAUGUGCUGCUUUCUACUGGUUCUUCUUGGUUUUGUACUUAACAGAUUGAAAGACGCUUCUAGAGAAGAGCGUGUCGUCUUUUCGAACCCUCAAGGAAAACGUAACCAAGAAGGUCAUUUCACACAGUCGUCGCUGUUGUAUCAUGCUCCUUCGAACUAGAGUUUCUGUUCUUGUACAUCAGAUGAAAUAGUUUGUACUUCCUCUCCCUUGCUAUCACGAGCGGUGUGUCAGAAUUCAUGCAGAGGGAGUAAAAGUUGCCUUUUAAGUGGCUUUUUAUCACAAUUACCAAACCCAGAUGAAGACUACGCUCUGAGAAGGGUCAACCGUAUCGCUCCUGUCGGAGCCUGCGCAUAUUUGAUUUUCGUUCAUCGUCUGCUUCGCCACCAGAACUCCCUGUGAACGUCAGCACUGCCACGAUACAACAGGCUAGCAGGGUUACAAGCUUACUGACCGCAUACCUAGUUUUCAUAUUAUCGCAAGCACUGAUGUGGGUGGAAUAGCUUCGAUGUGAUUGGAUGAGCAUCGCUAGAUCCAGUGAAUCUAAUAUCACACAUGCUGCUACUGUAGGGUGUACAAGGUUACAAAGUUCUGUGGUAUAAUACUAUACUCUAAACGUGGUGUUUCUAUUAGAGUUAAGCUUUUUCUGGCACGCCAUUGUGAUUUUAGACCCCAAAUUUUGUGGCCGAUUUCUAUUUGCGGUGCUUAAUUUUUUCUGGUGAGAAACUUUUUGAAUACUUUUAUCAGAUCUCAACAUUAACGUUCGAUUUUUCCAGAGAAAACCUCAAGUGCAUUCAGAUCACUUUUUCUUUUAAACCGAUCUCUGGGUUUUGUUUAUUUGGUUUUAGGUGCCAUACCUGACUUUAUUUCUGUCUUUUGUGUGUUUUUAUUCAUUUGUGUGUUUCACUUUCUGGUAUUUGUAUGGUUUUCUUCUCUUUUUUUUUUUUUAUGUUGCUAUUUUCAAGACAAAUCCACAAGAUGUUCCACAGCUUGUUUUUAGCUAACAUUUUGGACCAUUUAUGUUUUCUUACAGCAUUGAAAACCAUGUAAAUGUUAUUUAAAGGUUUUUUCCAUCAUUUCACAUUGAGCUGUAUGACCAAACUUGAAUGGAAUUCUUUAUCAUAUAUUUUCAUCCUGUUUUGUACCUGCAUAAUUACUCCUUUUCACUAGCCACUAAAAGAAAUCUGGUGUUUGCCUCCGAAAAAAAAAGCCAAUUAAUUUGUGCCUAAAAUGUGCUCUAAAAGAAUAGAAACAGUUUAUGUGAAUGGUGAUCCGGCUGUAAAUAUUAGGAACUAAUGAGAAACUAUUUAUUAAAAGUUUAUUGAUAUUGAA
This is a messenger RNA of Ctenopharyngodon idella (grass carp), 3383 nucleotides long. RefSeq names its product major facilitator superfamily domain containing 14A2 (gene slc71a1-2). Gene Ontology annotation, biological process: transmembrane transport. Gene Ontology annotation, cellular component: membrane. Lineage: Eukaryota; Metazoa; Chordata; Actinopteri; Cypriniformes; Xenocyprididae. Gene Ontology annotation, molecular function: transmembrane transporter activity. The record is from RefSeq and is a predicted model, not a curated record.